Daldinia decipiens is the source of this 2333-nucleotide messenger RNA. Its product is annotated as fatty acid hydroxylase superfamily-domain-containing protein. The record is from RefSeq and is a predicted model, not a curated record. Lineage: Eukaryota; Fungi; Ascomycota; Sordariomycetes; Xylariales; Hypoxylaceae. The transcript is spliced from 2 exons. Gene Ontology annotation, molecular function: iron ion binding; oxidoreductase activity. Gene Ontology annotation, biological process: lipid biosynthetic process. The coding region runs from base 629 to 1744 and encodes 371 amino acids.
CACUUUGCCACCACUAAUGCUCAACAUGCAGAAUGCACAAUGCGUGAGCUACACGGUUUGCGCAGGCUGCGCAGGCUGCACAGGCUGACAGGUAGCUUAAUUUGAUAAGGGGUAGUAGGCUUCAAAUAUAAUUCAUACCCUCGAACCCAUCAACUUGUCUUACCUACCUAUGUACCUUUUAUUCCUUUCGUUAAGGUUCGUCAUUCCCGACUUACAUACGACAGGUACAAGGUAAGUAACGGCAGUCGGGGAAAAACAGGUGAUCUCGGACCUGCACGGUUAGACAGCCGAGAUUGAUAAAACCGAUAAAAAGGGGGACCCGCUGUACAUGCCUUCAUGCACUGACAAUGGAAUGAUGACGGACCACUGAAAGAUCCAACGCGCCAAAAGUCAAAACUUUAUCUUAUUCAUAAUCCUCAGAGUUGAGACUCCCUAAAUUAAUUCAACCCCCUAACCUACAGCUUUUCAAGUAACCUUACACUCCUUACUCCUUCGCGACGAUCCUUUUUUAACACAACCCGCUACGCGUCCUGGUAAAUUGGUAAACUCUUAACCAGCAGCACAACUUUAUCCAUCUCGCUUGUUUUUUCCCUCAAUUAUACCAUCUUCUGCGCUUGGCCUCACCGUCAUGGCUACUAAUAUAACGUCCAACACGGACCUCCCACCACUUCCGUCUUACGAAGCCGUCGUGGCGCCAGACUUAAUACCAUGGCUGCCCGACUUCUACUUGUCUCUCCUCGCGCCCACCAUCGCGUACUGGGUCGUCUCCAUCUUCUUCCACAUAAUUGACACCCUAGACCUUUUCCCGCAAUACCGCCUGCACACUCCCGCCGAGAUUGCGCAGCGGAAUAAGGCCUCGCGAUUCGAGGUCCUUCGCGAUGUUCUCUUCCAACAGGUUAUUCAAGGCUUCAUGGCCCUCUUCCUGAACGAGACUGAUGCGCCGCAAUAUACUGGUAUGGAGGACUACGACGUUGCCGUCUGGGCGACGAGAGUUCGUCUAGCGCAGAGAGCUCUUCCGACCGUACUCGGCGUCCUAGGAAUCAAUGCUGCUACAAUCUCUAAGAAUAUGGCCGUGUCUCAUCCGUUCCUCGCUGGCGCCCUUGCUGGCGGUCACUACCCUUUCCUCACCUCCGAGCUUGCCGGACCAGACGGAGCUCUGGUACCCGCUUUCGCCACUUGGGAGCUCUUAGUCGCCAAGGCUAUCUACUGGGCUAUCAUCCCGGGGUUCCAGCUCUUUGUCGCUGUCACCGCCUUAGAUACUUGGCAAUACUUCCUUCACCGAUUGAUGCACCAAAAUAAGUGGCUCUACACUACGUUCCACUCGAGGCACCACCGACUCUACGUCCCUUACGCUUACGGAGCUUUGUACAACCACCCGUUCGAGGGAUUCCUUCUCGACACGGUCGGCGCAGGCCUUGCGUAUAAGGUCGCGUUUAUGACGCCCAGGCAGGGAAUAUUUUUCUGGGUCAUGUCUUCGAUCAAGACCGUCGAUGACCACUGCGGAUAUGCCUUGCCCUGGGACCCGCUUCAGCACAUCACUUCGAACAACGCCACAUACCACGAUAUUCACCACCAGAGCUGGGGCAUCAAGACAAACUUUGCGCAACCAUUCUUUACCUUCUGGGAUAGAUUUUUGGGCACCAUGUGGCACGGCGACACGACGCUGAAAUACGAACGAUCGAGGACCAAGGCCCAAGAGUUCGUAGAGGCAGAAGCUAAAAAGGCAUCCGCAAAGGCCCAGUAGAUGCCUUGCCGCGCGCACCGAUUUGGUGCACACAUUCGUUGUAUUAUCCUAGGGACGUUCGUUACUUUUCAUUUCCAAGGCGCGACAAGGUAUUCUGGAUUGAAUCGGCCGAAGUGGCAUGAGAUGUGUACACACUCGGGGAGCAUGGGAAGGGCGUUUACUCGAGUCGUUAGCACUAUGACUCGACAGUUGUUGUUUUUUUAGGGGGUGUCGGGUCGCGUUUCGAUGCCGUACCGUUUGCAACGUUCGAAUUAUGUACGCGUUUGAAUGUUACACCAGGCUAUGCGCAUCGACAGGCACGAUUAAUGCGGGAAAUGAAGAGCUAAUUUAGGUGGUGCGGAUGUGAGCAAAGGCGUUGGCGUUGGAUGAUGCUGGCAAAAUUAGGAUGCGCAGUACCGCGACUGUAGACAGCCGCUGCUACGGCUUUCCAUACUUAAUCUUAAUACCACUCACACUCGAUCGCUACAAUUAUCGGACUUUUAGUACCCAGGGAACGUAAUCCUUCGCGAGCUUCCCCCCACGGCUUGGACGUUAUUAAAGCUGAGUAAUUACCUAAUAUGUAGCUACGUAAUAGCAUUGGUUCUUCUCA